This is a messenger RNA of Salvia splendens (bonfire salvia), 1059 nucleotides long. RefSeq names its product triosephosphate isomerase, cytosolic-like. The coding region runs from base 80 to 844 and encodes 254 amino acids. The record is from RefSeq and is a predicted model, not a curated record. The transcript is spliced from 9 exons. Gene Ontology annotation, cellular component: cytosol. Gene Ontology annotation, biological process: glyceraldehyde-3-phosphate biosynthetic process; glycerol catabolic process; glycolytic process. Lineage: Eukaryota; Viridiplantae; Streptophyta; Magnoliopsida; Lamiales; Lamiaceae. Gene Ontology annotation, molecular function: triose-phosphate isomerase activity.
UAUAUCUGAGUCACUCAGAGCCUGUCACUACACCAAAAGCAAAUUUUCUUCAUUUUCUAGUUAUCUCCGAUAUCGAAAAAUGGGCAGAAAGUUCUUCGUCGGCGGCAACUGGAAAUGCAAUGGUUCUACUGAGGAAGUGAAGAAGAUCGUUGCAUCACUCAAUGCCGCUCAAGUGCCAUCCCAAGAUGUUGUUGAGGUGGUUGUCAGUCCUCCAUAUGUGUUUCUUCCCUUGGUAAAAGGGUCUCUGCGACCUGAUUUCCAUGUUGCAGCUCAGAAUUGUUGGGUUAAUAAAGGAGGUGCUUACACCGGUGAGGUUAGUGCUGAGAUGCUUGUAGACCUGAACGUACCUUGGGUUAUCCUUGGUCACUCUGAGAGGAGAGCUUUGUUGAAUGAAUCAAGUGAGUUUGUUGGGGAUAAAGUUGCGUAUGCACUUUCAAAAGGUUUGAAGGUAAUUGCCUGUAUCGGUGAGACACUUGAACAGAGAGAAGCCGGAACAACUGUGGAUGUUGUGGCUGCACAGACUAAGGCCAUUGCAGAAAAGAUUUCUGAUUGGAAAAAUGUUGUCUUGGCUUAUGAACCUGUAUGGGCUAUUGGAACUGGAAAGGUUGCCUCUCCUGCUCAGGCUCAAGAAGUACAUGUUGAGUUGAGGAAAUGGCUUAAAGCCAAUGUGAAUGCUGAUGUUGCUGCUUCAACCAGGAUCAUCUAUGGAGGAUCUGUGAAUGGUGGCAACUGCAAGGAAUUGGCUUCACAGCCCGAUCUGGAUGGUUUCCUUGUAGGUGGUGCUUCUCUCAAGCCGGAAUUCAUUGACAUCAUCAAGUCAGCUGAAACGAAGAAGAACGCAUGAGUUGAAGAGUCGAGGAGAGUCAAUUUUUUGAAGCCUUUGAUAGGAGAGAUGUAAUAACUAUUAGGUCGUUUGGGUCUGUUGUGCAAUUUCUCUAGUUAAUUGCGGCACCUGAAGUUGCUUUGACUGUACCGAAUACUAAUAAAUCUGGCAACCAUUAGCCUUGUAUUGUUAUUGAUCAACAACUUCAUAUGCUUCUUCAUGAAUGUUUGCGUUUA